Malaclemys terrapin pileata is the source of this 3381-nucleotide messenger RNA. It is a transcript of the gene SYT3, whose product is annotated as synaptotagmin 3. The record is from RefSeq and is a predicted model, not a curated record. The coding region runs from base 681 to 2276 and encodes 531 amino acids. Gene Ontology annotation, molecular function: calcium ion binding; calcium-dependent phospholipid binding; phosphatidylserine binding. Gene Ontology annotation, cellular component: membrane. Gene Ontology annotation, biological process: regulation of dopamine secretion; regulation of calcium ion-dependent exocytosis; cellular response to calcium ion. Lineage: Eukaryota; Metazoa; Chordata; Testudines; Emydidae. The transcript has 8 exons.
GCUGCGUGAACGCGGGUCGGGCACCCAGCGGAUGAGCCCCACGCUUCGCACGUGGGCGUAGCUGCUUCAGACCGUAGGAGGGCGGGCAAGUUCCGGCGCAUGUGAGACUGGAUGGCCCUCGGGUGGACAUUUGUGGGCAUGUGUUUGUGUGGGUGGGUGUGCAAAUGCACAAGUGCCUGUGUCUGCAUGAGUGUGCAAACACACAUGGGUGUGUGGGCAUGGGCGUGCAAAGGUGCAUGUUUGUGUAUAUGUGCAAAUGCACUCGGGCUUGUGCGGGUGUGAAAACAUGUAUUUGGAUGUGCGAAUGCACAUGUGUUUGGGUGUGCACAUGUCUUCAUGGGCGUACUUGUGCAAAUGCAGAUGUGUUGGUGUGCACAUGGGUGUGCAAAUGCACAUGUUUGUGUGGGCAUGGGCUUGCAGAUACACACAUGUUUGCAUGGGUAUGCAUGUGCAAACACAUGUUGGUGUGGGUGUGUACAUGCACAUGUGUUUGUGUGGGCACAGGCAUGCAAAUGUGCCCGUGCGAGUGCAUGAGGCAGGGGUAUGUGUGUGCCCCCCGGCUGUGAUGCCCGGAGCUCGCCCUGUCUCGGCUGGGCUGGCUGGCGGGGGCGACGCUGGCUGGGCCGGCCCGGGGGCAGCUCACCGGCUCUCUCCCUGCGGUGGGCAGAUGGUGCGGCACCAUGUCAGGUGACUAUGAGGAGGACGUGUGUCGUGGCGCGCUCACCCUACUCAAGGAACUCUGCUUCUCCCUGCGGGCGCUGGAGCAACACGAGAAAUGCCUGGAGUUCACCGACCUGCUGCGCAACCGGGGGCACCCCCCGCCCACCGACUCGGACAUCUCCGUCAGCCUGCUCUCCGUCAUCGUCACCUUCUGCGGCAUCGUGCUGCUGGGGGUCUCGCUCUUCGUCUCCUGGAAGCUGUGUUGGAUCCCCUGGCGGGACAAGGAGGCCUCGCCGGCGCCGCGCAAGGACCACGGCCUCCACGGCCACCUGCACCACUCGCCCUACGGCGACCUGCUGGUGGAGCGGGUCGAGCUGGGGCCCGAGAUGCCCGAACGCUCCUACCUCGACAUGGACUCCUACCCCGAGGCCACCCUGAAACUGAGCCAGACCUCGCCCGACCUGCCGGUGGAGGGGCAGGUCGGCCCUAAGGAGGGCGCCGGCAUGCCCAAUGCGCAUUCCCACCAGCAGGUGGCCACCCUGGCUCCCGCCCCCAGGUACAACACCCUGCCGCGCCCCUUGACCCAGCAGCUCUCCAGCCCGGAGGUGGUCAGCCACGGUGGGGAGGACAAGCCGGAGCAGGCCACCAGCAUUGGUCAGAUCAAGCCGGAGCUGUACAAGCAGCGGGCGGGCGAGGCGGAGCACCGUAAAGCGGAGGGUCCUCCCUGCGGGCGCAUCAGCUUCGCUCUGCGCUACGCCUACGCCUCGGAGCAGCUGGUGGUGAGGAUCUUGCGGGCGCUGGACCUGCCGGCCAAGGACGCCAACGGCUUCUCCGACCCCUACGUCAAGAUGUACCUGCUGCCCGACCGCAAGAAGAAGUUCCAGACCAAGGUGCACCGCAAGACGCUCAACCCCGUCUUCAACGAGACCUUCAACUUCAACGUCCCCUUCGCCGAGUUGCCGGGACGCAAGUUGCACUUCAGCGUCUACGACUUCGAUCGCUUCUCCCGCCACGACCUCAUCGGGCAGGUGGUGCUGGACAACCUGCUGGAGAUGGCGGAGCGGGAUGAGGAGACGCCCAUCUGGAGGGAUAUCCUGGAGGGCAGCUCAGAGAAGGCCGACCUGGGGGAGGUGAAUUUCUCCCUCUGUUACCUGCCCACCGCCGGCCGCCUGACCGUGACCAUCAUCCGGGCCUCCAACCUCAAAGCCAUGGACCUGACCGGCUUCUCAGACCCCUACGUCAAGGCCUCGCUCAUGUGCGAGGGGCGGCGGCUGAAGAAGCGCAAGACGUCCAUCAAGAAGAACACCCUGAACCCCAGCUACAACGAGGCCCUCGUCUUCGACAUCCCGCACGAGAGCGCCGAGCACGUCAGCCUCACCAUCACCGUCAUGGACUACGACUGCAUCGGGCACAACGAGGUGAUCGGGAUGUGCCGGGUGGGGAGCGACGCCGAGGGGCCAGGCCGGGAGCACUGGGCCGAGAUGUUGGCCAACCCCCGCAAACCCAUCGAGCACUGGCACCAGCUGGUGGAGGAGAAAACCCUCAACAGCUACAUCUCCAAGAGCGCCCAGCGCGACAAGCCCAGCAUCGUCGUGCAGAGCGUCCCGUCGGACUAGCCCCUCUGAGACCCGCAGGGGCCGAUCGUGGCUGGUCUCUCUGGCUCUGCGCUGUUCUCCAUGCCCAGGGGGAGGCGCUGUCAGGAGCGGCGUGUGUGUGUUUGGGGUCGGGGGGGCUGUGGCGGGGGGGUGUCAUCUUUUCUCUAAGCCAUAGGAGAAGCCAGGACCGAGCUGUCUCCCAACGCCUCUCCCUCCCUGGAGCUGAUUUGCAGGGGGGGGACGACCACAGGCUGGGAGCCCCCCUCUACUCAGUGACUUGCAUGUUGUGGAGGUGGGGGGCCGCCACCCCCCCACCUCUCGUGGGGGGGCCAGUCGCCUGUCUUUAGCCGCACCCACGCACUGUGAGCCCAGGGGUCCGGGGACCUGCCUCUCGGCCUGUUGCCUGGUUCUUCCCUCUCCCUGCGCCCCCCCCCAGCCGUCGGCGCCUGCUGCCCCCCCCUCAGUGCUGAGAGGAGACCCCUGCACUGUGUGGUGGCUGCGUCCCCCCCAAAGACUGACUCAUCUGGGGGGGCAGGGCUGCUUGCAGUGACCCCCAAAGCACCUGGCUUCCCCUGAUUGAAACGGGGGUCAGCCCCCCCCAGGACUUAAUGCUUGAUCUGGACUUGGGGGGGGGGGAUGUGUCUCUCCCCCCAACUUAUUUCUUGGUGGUUUGCAUGAACAUGAUUCCCCCCCCCCCGCUGCAGUGGGUGGGUGUGGAGGGGGAGGAGAACCCAGGCGUCUGGAUGCGGCCCCCUCCCCGAGAGCAUAGGGACGGUGGGGUGGGGGGAAUCCGUCUGGGAGAACCCAGACAUCCAGUCCAUGUCUGUCACCCCCCCCCCCCCCCCGCAUGUCUGUACCUUUGUCCGUCUGUGUUUCUCUGUCUGUCCGUCCCCCUGGGUCUUUGUUUCUAAGUGUGUGUGUGGGGGAAACAAACAAAAAAACCAACACCCCCCCCCCCGGCCCACCUGGAAACCGCCCUGGAAAAGCCAUAGACCCCCCCUGCCCCCCCCGGGCCAGGGCACCCAGCGUCCCGGGCGGGAGUCUGUCCGGAACAUUCUGCAAUAGCGUCACGGGAACUCGGAGCUGCUGCUAAUGUGACCUUAACAAUAAACCUGGUGAGAGGUGA